UUAACACAGUUAUUGUUUAGAAUCCUCGGCGGCGGCGGGCGCGUCGUCCUCCUCCUCCUCAAGCUCUCGCCGCACGUAAGCGUUCCGGUUGAGCGCGUAGCGGAAGGGCUCGCCCGGCACGGUCCUCAACAGCUUCAGCGACGUGAGGUAGCGCAGGUGCCGCUUCAUGUCGGACUUGCUCUCGAGGCGGUCGCGCGCCGGCCACGCGCCCUGCGCGUCCUCGACGCCGGCCCAGAGGUCGCCGACGGCCGCGCCCGGGCUCGGGCCGUCGUCGACGAGGCGCAGCAGGCGCUGGUUCACGGCCGGCCGGUCGUUGCGGCGGCGCGCCGCCGUUGUCGCGAGCGGUCGUGUCGGUGCGCUGCGCGCCGGCGUCGUCGCGAGCAGUCGUGUUGGGGCGCGCCGCGCCGUCGACGUCGCGAGCAGUCGUGCUGGUGCGCGGCGGCCUACGGCGCUCGCGGCGAGCAGCAUGGUGUAGCACAGCUCUAGCAAUUGGCUGCAAACGUAGCGGUAUGCCACAAAGGGUAGCAAACACUCUUGCCACUCGCCCUCGCACGGUUAAUAGCGCGCUCCGCGGCUGCUUUGCGAUUG
Pelagomonas calceolata is the source of this 588-nucleotide messenger RNA. The record is from the annotation of a GenBank genome assembly. Lineage: Eukaryota; Pelagophyceae; Pelagomonadales; Pelagomonadaceae.